Hemibagrus wyckioides is the source of this 5834-nucleotide messenger RNA. RefSeq names its product periplakin (gene ppl). The record is from RefSeq and is a predicted model, not a curated record. Lineage: Eukaryota; Metazoa; Chordata; Actinopteri; Siluriformes; Bagridae. The transcript is spliced from 22 exons. Bases 199 to 5460 code for a protein of 1753 amino acids. Gene Ontology annotation, biological process: intermediate filament cytoskeleton organization; wound healing. Gene Ontology annotation, cellular component: cytoskeleton; intermediate filament; membrane. Gene Ontology annotation, molecular function: cadherin binding; structural molecule activity.
GGUAAAACGGAGCAGUACAGGUGUGUGUGUGUGGCAGACUGCUGCAGAUGUUGGCUAAAAAACAGAGCAGCUGCUAGCUCUCUGACAUUUGUUGAGUUUCUACCUGGACACGACAUUCCUCACAUCCUGAACCACAAAACAGCGCUCUAAAGGCGGAUAUUUUUUUUUACAGCAACAAGAGCUGGGAAAUCGGACAAAAUGUUCAGGAAGAAGACCUCGAAGUCCAGCGUGUUGUCCCCAACCACGUCCACUAAAAAGGACCUGACCAGUCUGAUUGAGAAGCUGCAGAGGAACGCUGACAAGGUGGAGAAGAACAUCUUGGAGACGGAACAGAAUCUCAACAAGGAUGUGGUCAAGAUCAACGAGGGCAAGCCGCCGCUGUACCAAGACUCCACCAACAAGGCGAUCGAGAGCUCGCUGUUAACACUAAACGGUCUGGAUGAGGACGCAGCCGAAGCCAAGCGCCUGCAGCACCCGCAGGCCGAGAUGAUCGAGCACGAUAUGAGGCAGCUGCGUGAGCGUGUGAAGAAGCUGCGCAACGACCACAACCACAUUUACCACCUGACACGAUCCGAAGGGGUUCCCAGCGUCAACUGGGGCAAGAUCAUCGAUGAGAAAAUGGCAACUCUGAACAACAAAGGAUUUGGACAGGAUCUGCCCACCAUUGAGAAUGAAGUGGAAGAGCACAAUAUCUUUCACAGUGAAGUGGAGGCCCUGGCUCCUUACAUCGGUCAGGGAGACAAGGAUUAUGAUGGCCUGCAGAUGAAAUACAACAAACUCCUGGCUAGGUCCACAGCUCGUCAGAAGGACCUGCUCAGUCUGAGGGACUACAUGCAGCGCUGCACCAACGAGCUCUACUGGCUGGACCAGCAGGCUGAUGAACGCAUCUCAUACGACUGGAGCGAUGCCAACCUCGACUACCCGGCUCGCAAGAGGCAGUACGAGAACUUCAUCAGCAAGUGUCUGGAAUCCAAGGAAGGAACCAUCACUAAGCUGAGCGACGAAGGGGAAAAACUCAUCACCCAGGGACACCCAGGAAAGAACGUCAUCGAGGCGCAUAUGGAUGCCGUCCACGCGGACUGGAAGGAAUAUCUCAACCUGCUGAUCUGCGAAGAGAAUCACCUGAAGAACAUGGAUGAGUACCACAAGUUCCAGAAGGAAGCCAGAGACACUCAGGACCUGCUGAAGCGCCUGGAUACUGAAAUCAACCAGAAGUACAACCCUGACUUUAAAGACCAGUACCAGUUGGAAGGCUUGCUCACAGACCUGAACGACCAGUCGAGAGCCAUGGAUUCCUUCGACGAUCGAGUGAAAGCUCUCCAAAACCGCAGCCUUCAGGUUCUGCCCUUGAAGUACCGCAGGACUGCUUCACAAAAGCUUCUUCCCAUCGAGGCUCUGUGCGACUUCGACACAGAGGGGGGUCAGAUUCACCGAGGAGAGCGCUACACCCUGCUCAGGAACAACGGACAGAAAUGGGACGUGAAAGACUCGACCGGUUGCACCAUGGCAGCCCCCGGCGUCUGCUUCAUCAUCCCACCUACUGACCCGGACUCUGUCGCCAUUGCCGACAAUUUGGUGAGUCAGCAGAAGGCCAACAAACAGAAGUUGGCAAGCAGCAAAACAGCGCUGCAGUCCCGACAGGCCGGCCUGAAGAAGGACAGCACGGGUGGACAAGAUAAGCAGGAGCUGCAGUGCCGCCAGCUGAUGGCCGGACUGGAUAAAGUGGUGAACGACCUCGAUAAGCAGGAGAAGGGCAUUUAUUCCCAAGUGCGCCCCCCUCUGGAGCAGAACCGUCCUGUACAGGACAGCGCCGACAGGCUGCAGAACAUGAGGGACAUCGCCUCCGCCGUCCGUAGGAUUGAACCGGAGAAGACCACCAAAGUGCGUGAGGCUGAGACUUUCCUCAAAUCCAACCCCAAGUGUGCCAGCGCUCCACAGCUCUCCUCCAAGGUCGACACCACUGUCAACAAAUACGACAAGAUCCAGCAGCUGCUGCAGUGUACGGACGAUAGACUUCAGAACUCCAACAAGCUGGAGACCUCGAUACAGAACUGCAAAAACAUGCUCACGCCCUACGAGAACAGGCUGGCCAGGGAAGAAAUCGCUCCCACUGACCCGACCUCUCUGGAUAAGGCUCUGCGUGAGCUAUCUGACAUGCGCUCAGAGCUGAAUGCCAAGGCUUCCGUCAUCCCGAAUCUGGAGAGCGAUCUGAGGAGCUCGAAAAUCAGCUGCGAUAACAUGGUGAACAGAGUGCAGGAGCACUGCCCCGACAUCGACCGGCAGGAAGCUGAAGUCCAAAAACUGAGCAAGCGCUAUGAGAAUCUUCUCAGGCAGAUUGACACCAGAUCCCAGAGUCUGCAGAGAGCUAAAACCUCCUACAGCGGUUACCGUAAAGAUUAUGACAACCUGAACAGCUGGCUCACUCGCGUCCCGAACUACGAGGCACACGAGUCCGACACGAUCCAGCAGGUCGAUGGAAAACUGAAAAACCAAAGAAAUCUGCUCUCCGACAUCGCAAGAAAGGAAUCGGACUUGAACACCGUCUCGAAGAACGCUCAGCUUUACCAACAAGCAGUCAAGGAUUAUGAAAACGAAGCCGAGAGAUUCAGGUCCAUUCUUGACCUCGAAGAUGGCCUGGUGACGCAGACAUACAAGAGGAGCCGACUGGAAUCUCCUGCACUGAGAGUCAAAGGAGAGGAAGCAGCCAUCGAGGCCAAAUUCACAGAGGUCAAUGCUGUGAACAAGCAACGACUACAGAACCUUGAGUUUGCACAAAGUCUUCUUAAUCAGCAAGCAGAGAUGCAAGUCAUCCAGCAGAAUGUUCAGACGGUGAAGUCUUCCGCUUCAGGAGAUGAAUCCUGGAGAAUUAAGAAUCAGCUGGAGGACGAGAUCCUGAGAAGGCAACAGCUUGAAAAGGAAAUCAAAACCAUUCAGACUGACAUCUAUGUGCUGGAAGGGCAGAGGCCGCAGGAUACGAUCGUCAAAAAAGAGCUGAUCAAGAAGGUCCCCGAUCCUCAGCUGGAUGAAGAGAUGAGCAAAGUCCAGCAGAGGCUCUCGGACGAACGCAGGACCACUCGCAUCCUGGAAGGCGAGCUGGACACACUCCGCGUGAAGCUCCGUGGCAUCGAGACAGAAAUGAAGGAAGGCGCUCAGCAGUACACGGUCAAAGAGGUCCUUCGCAUUGAAAGGGACCGUGGACAGGAAGAGGAAGUACGAAGGCUAAGAGAAGAGCUGGAGGAGCUCAAAAGACAAAAGCUAGUCAAGGACAAUGAUGUCGUCCAGAUCCAAAAGCAAAUCACAAUCCUGGCUGCUGAGAAGAGCAAGGAGCAGGAAGUCAUCAAGGAGGAAGAGGUCAUAAAGGUGAGAAACGAUCCUCAGCUUGAGACGGAGUACCAACUGCUCAUGGAGAGGAAGCAGAAAGAAAUCAACAAUCGCAAACAGCUAGAAGACGAGCUUCGAUUCCUACAAGAAAAACUCAAGCGUCUGGAGAAGGAAAAGGCCAUGGCUGAGGAGAAGAUCUCCAUCAGAGAGGUUGUCAAGGUGGAAAAAGACAUCGCUUUGGAGAGGGAGGUUGACACCCUGAGACGGCAGCUUGAAGACGAAAAGUCAAAGCACAUGUCUAUUCAGAGAGAGAGAACCGACAUUCAAAGAAAGAUUACGAGCCUCGAGGAGGAAAAGUCCAAGGUCAUCAUUCAGGAAAAAAUGCGUGAGAUCGUCAGACCCGACCCCAAGGCGGAGACAGAGGUCGCCAAUCUUAGACUUGAAGUUGUGGAAGCUCAGAGAAGAUGCAGAGCUGCCGAGCUCCAGCUGAAGUCCACUCAGGAUGAGCUGGUGGUUUUGCGAAACCGAGGCCCACAAGUCGAAAUCAAAGAAAUCAUCAAGGAGGUUAUCAAGUACAAGACCGAUCCAGAAACCGAAAGAGAGCUGGAGAGACUCCGAAACGAAAUCGUGGACAAGACGCACUUGACCGAGAAAUUUGAACUAGAGAUGGUACAACUUAGAAGCGAGAUCCAGAGGUGGAAAGACACCAAACCCCAGGUGCAGACCAAAGAGGUGGUUAAUGAAGUCCUUCAGUACAGAGAAGAUCCUAAAACCAGGGAAGAAAUCGAGACCCUCAAGAAGAGGCUGGCUGAGGAACAGAGGAAGCGCUUGGAUCUAGAGAGAGAGCGAACUACCACUGAAGAGAGGAUCAGGCUCAAGAAGAUCGACUUAUCACAGGUCAGAGAGAAGGUUGUGCAGCAAGAAGUGGUGAAGAUGGAAGAAGACCCAGUGCUGAAGUCCGAAUGUGUGACCUUCACUCAGAACAUCAACUCCGAGGUGAAACAGAGGGAAAACCUGAAAGAUGAGUUGGUCAGGCUGCAGCAUCAGAAGGCUGAUCUGGAUCUCCAGCUGGAGGAACUUGAACGCGAGCGCAGAGCCCGGCGAGAGGCCGAGCUUGAAAUUCAGAGAUUGAGAGUCCGACUCAGCGAGCUUGAGAUCAGGGACAAAGAAACCAGAGAGAAGGUUACCGUCAAACAAAAGGUCCUUCUGCAGCAAGAUCCACAGCAGGAGAAAGAGCAUUCCAUCUUACGCCUUCAGGUUGAGGAAGAGAGGCACAAGCGUCUGCUCCUGGAGAAAGAGUACAACGCUCUGCUGCAGCAGCAACAUACGCUGGAGAAAAUAGAGGUCCGGGAGAAAGUCGUUUGCACCGAGAAGGUCCAGGUUGAGGUGGACCCAGAAGCCGAGAUUGAGAUCGAGCGGCUGAAGAAGAGCCUUGAAGAAGAAACGAAACGCAGGCAAGAACUGGACUUCCAGCUCAGCACCAUCACUACCAGGCUAACUGAAUUGGAGUUCACGAACACAAAGUCUUCCAAAGAGCUCGACUACAUCCGCGAAGAGAGCAGCAGACUUCUCCACGAGAACCAGCGCCUGCAGAACGAGAUCAGAAAACUCCAGUCCGAAAUCCAGAUCACCACAAAAGAAACCAGGCAAAUCACAGAGUCCACCCCGAUGGACAGCAGCAGGAGCCUGGAAAUACGGCUAACGGCGCUGCAGAACGAGCUUCUAGAACUGAGACGCAUCACGACCGAGAAAGACAAAGAAAUCGAAGGGCUACAGAAGAGCCUGUCUGCUGUGAGGGUGAAGAGAGAGCAGAGGGAAAGCCACCUCCGUCGCUCGAUCGUCGUCAUCGACCCCGACACGGGCAAAGAGAUGCGCCCGGAGGAGGCGUACAAGCAGGGGCUGAUCGACUGGAAGAUGUUUGUCAACCUCCAGAGUCAGGAAUGCGACUGGGAGGAGAUCACCCUCAAUGGUCCAACUGGAGAGUCGUCUGUUCUCUACGACAGAAAAUCCGGCCAAAAGUUCUCCAUCGAUGAUGCCCUGCGGUCCGGGACCAUCACCAAACGCCAGCUGCAGCAGUACCAGAACAAAGAAAUCAGCAUCCAGGAGUUUGGGCUCAUGGUUUCUGGAAAGAGUUACUAAAUCCAUUAAGAAAUCUGUCUGUUUUAUGUUUGCUCUCAUUACUUUUUCCUGAUUAAGCACAAGUUCAGGUUUUUGUUUUUUCCUUUAGGCUUUCAGACAUGGGCUUUUCUUAAUGCACUGUAUAUUUAUUUGCAUGUACCUGGGCUAAUAGGGAGAAUAUUAUCUGAAACAACUUCUUCUUGAUGGCUAGACAUAUUCUGAUAUAGCAGGGUGAACGUUCCCUGACUGCAGGAUGCUUGGGUUCACACCUACCAGAAAUAUCCAGAAAUAUUUGCGCUGUUAUGAUGGAUGGUGGAUUAGAGCACUACUGUCUGUCUGUCUGUUUCCAUAACCAGAGUGUUGUUAAAUAAAAAAGUUAUAUCUGGGAAACUUGA